Striga hermonthica is the source of this 537-nucleotide messenger RNA. Lineage: Eukaryota; Viridiplantae; Streptophyta; Magnoliopsida; Lamiales; Orobanchaceae. The record is from the annotation of a GenBank genome assembly.
AUGGCUUUAGGUGUUAAGGCUUUGAAUAUUUCAUUUGUUGCUCAUUUUCUGGGGAUUGUGGGCGCCGUAUUGGUGUUAAUUUGGUGUAUCAGCUUCAGGGGCGGCUUGGCCUGGGAAGCUACGAACAAGGCUCUCAUAUUCAAUCUUCACCCUGUAUUGAUGCUGAUUGGGUUUAUCAUAAUUGGAGGUCAAGCCAUCAUGAGUUACAAAUCCCUACCGCUAAAGAAGCCAGAGAAGAAACUCGUACAUCUUGUGUUGCAUGCUAUUGCUCUUAUACUUGGCAUAAUCGGGAUAUACACGGCUUUCAAGUUUCAUAACGAGAGCAACAUUGCCAAUUUGUACAGUCUACACUCGUGGCUCGGGAUUGGUGUCAUUGUCCUCUAUGGCAUUCAGAACACGGGCCUCGAAAAAUACGGGCCGGAAGCCUUCCUCGUGAAUUUCACUGCCAUUGUCACAAUAUUAUACGGUACCUUUGUCAUAUUAACCACUUUCUCACAGGCCCAUCAAGAAGAUGAAUACAGUUACUCGGCCAUAUGA